This is a messenger RNA of Aspergillus caelatus, 3897 nucleotides long. RefSeq lists its product as uncharacterized. Bases 229 to 3825 code for a protein of 1198 amino acids. Gene Ontology annotation, molecular function: RNA binding; poly(A) RNA polymerase activity. NCBI's taxonomy places the organism in Eukaryota, Fungi, Ascomycota, Eurotiomycetes, Eurotiales, Aspergillaceae. The record is from RefSeq and is a predicted model, not a curated record. The transcript has 3 exons. Gene Ontology annotation, cellular component: nucleus.
CGGUGGAGAACUCGCUUCCAGACCAGUUCUGCUCUUGGAAACAGAGCUUGAAUGAGUUUAAAUAUUUACCUAUUCAUGAGAAUAUUUUCAUGUCUUUAUUUCUAAAGCAAAUCGAGUUUUCCUACUGUACUUUUUGUUCAGCCGUUUUUUUUAGCAGUCUGGUUUAGCAGUUCUUUUUAGAUUCUUCUUGGCAUCUUUGAGCGUGUUUUAGGAUAAUCUACGAUACCCAUGGCGUCUAACGAGGAAAACCGACCUAUACCCCUGACGUCAUACGAAACAGCCCUAUGUGUGGUUCCUCCGUCGCGUUUAACCGGAGAUAUUGACCGUCUACGUGCUUUAUAUGACAAAGCACAUGGAAGAUGGCCGCCACAUGCCAAUCUGAUUUACCCAUUUGUGGCUCCAGAGGCACUUCCUCAAGCAUCAAAUCUGCUGCAAUCGGUCCUAAGCGACAGGAAAGAAGUUGACCCCAUCCGUCUGCGGCUGGAUAAACCAGAUUUUUUCGCCCACAAGCGCAGUAAUACAGUUUAUCUCACGGAUAGUGGAAGCGACGGUUUGAAGGCCCUAACACAGCUACAACGAGAUAUUAUAGAUGCUUUCGGUGGCCAAUCGCGGGCCUCUGGCCAGCUGCAUCUCACAGUUGGUCAAAGCGAGGCAGAUAAUUUGGCCGAGAGACAAUUUUUGCUAGAGAAAGUCGGCUUGAUUCCUGCCAUUGAGUGGGAAGUGGAAGAACUGGUGAUUCUGAUCCGUGACCGAUCGCAGGGGCUAGAUACUGCUUCCAGCCCAAUGGUAGUCUGGGGCGCUGUUUCACUGUCUGGUACACCUUCAUCUAACUCUCAAGCUCUUGAAUACUCCUCGCCAUCCUCGUUGCCAGCUCACUCGGAGACUACGUUUCAGUUCUCGCCUGCUGAGGACGAUAGCGAAGAAGGGAAAUGGAAUGCUAUCCCAAAGUCACCUUCGUCAGCGGAAGGCAAGCCGAUGGAAUCACCAGUAACUGUUGCGUCGUACAAUGUUCUCAUCGAAUCCCCCCAUCCGCCUCCGACAGAGAGGUAUCCCCUACUCCUCCAAAAUCUACUCUCCGACGCUGCAACCGCCGAUAUUCUCAUCCUGCAAGAGGUAGCCGACGACUUUUUGUCCUUCCUUCUCCGAGACAAGGAGAUCCGCCUCCGUUACCCCUUCGCAACCCAUGGACCACCCGAUCAGGCCGAAAUCGGUCCGCUAAACAGCCUCCGAAACAUCGUCGUGCUCAGCCGUUGGCAGUUCCGGUGGGAGUGGCUGCCGUUCGACAAACGGCAUAAAGGCGCAGUCGUACUUCAGCUAGAGGACUUGGGAACCUUCCACGACUCGAAAUUCUUCCCUCUCGUUGUGACAGGUGUACACCUGAGCUGUGGUCUCAUUGACAGUUCUAUCAUGGCGAAACGGUCCCAACUCCAAACGGUACUCAGAUAUCUGUCUGGAAGUUACCCCAAUAACCACUGGGUUGUUGCGGGAGAUUUCAACAUUGCGACUUCAUCUUACACCAUCGAUACUGCAUUGAAGCGGAGGUCGAUCUCGGUGCAAGGCGCGUCGGUGCUGGCAUCUCUGGACGCUAUGUUGACUGAGGUCGGUCUCUCGGAUUGUUACUAUGCUAGUCGUGCUAGCAGUGCCGCCAGUAGUGGCCUAGGGAACCCCCAGAGUAGGUUAGAUCUUGGAACAUUGUAUGAAGGCGAGGAAGGCGCAACAUAUGACCCAACUGAAAACGAACACGCCGCAAGAAUCGCAGGACAAAGCUUUCAUAGUCGGCCUCAAAGAUAUGAUCGGGUUCUAGUACGUGGUGAAGAAUUCGAAGUUCUCUCAUAUAACCUAUUCGGAUUUCCCAGUGGAGAGGAAAGCCAGCUUGCAAGUGAUCAUUGGGGAGUGAGAGCGACAUUCAAGAUGGAUGGCCCGAGUUCUGGAGAUCUGGGAAGCGAAAAGGCCUCCAUCGCAAUUGAAAAGGCAGCAUCGAGUCUUGGAGGUGUCGAUGGCUUGAAGAAAUGUCUGAAGGAGCAUCGGGUCUUUCCAUCCGAUGAGGAAAUUUCACAGCGGAAGGAGGCUUUCGAGUUAAUCAAACAGCUCGUCAACCAGCGUGAUGCUAACCUGCCAGCUGAUACUAAGGUAGAUCUGUUGUUUGCAGUUGUACCUGUUGGCUCAUAUGGCUUUGGCGUAUGGAACAGCUCGUCCGAUAUGGACAUUCUGGUCAUUGGGCAAGUCAGUCCACGAACAUUCUUCGCCCUGAUGAUUGCAAAGCUACGGCGAGCAACAGACAACGACAUUGCGAUUCUCCGAAAGGUGAAGGCAGCAUCUGGAACAAUGUUGGAGUUGGAGGUUCGUGGAGUACGCAUUGAUCUACAGUAUUGUGCAGCAACCCGUGUCGUUGAAAGCUGGCCCCAAGCUCUAGAUCUCCCUGCAGGGGACUCCACCUUUGACCUCCCCAUACAAUCAUUGCUCAAGCUCAACUCCCUCCGCGACAUGCACUAUCUGCAACGAACAAUCCCAGACCUAGCGUCGUUCCGUCUUGCUUAUCGGUUCAUCAAGAUGUGGGCCCAGCGACGCGGGAUCUACUCCUCCAAGCUGGGUUAUCUUGGGGGGAUUCACAUUACCUUGCUCUUAGCGCGUAUUUGUACGUUCUCAUUCCGCCAAGCCGGCAGCAUCUCAGCAGCGGAUAUCAUCACCACAUUCUUCAAACACUAUGCACAGUUCAACUGGGAGAAAAAUGUCGUCUAUGAUCCCAGUUUCUAUAAGUCAGCACCGCGAUACUUCCGACCUCAAAGAGAGCCUUUGGUGAUCCUUAGCCAGCACCAACCGAAGGUCAACGUUGCGCGUGCAGCUUCUAUCCCUUCGACAAGAACAUUGGUGCAAGAGUUCCAACGGGCAGAUCAGCUCUUGUCAAGACAAGAUGUUACCUGGGAACAGUUGGCUGGGUCUGUUAAGGACCCCACCGGCGCAGACGAAUUCCUUAAAUCAUAUCGAAGUUAUGCAAAGGUGAACGUCCAGUACUGGGGCGGUGCAGCCACAAAAGGCAGAAUGCUGGUCGGGUGGUUGGAGUGGCGAUGUGUAUCGCUUCUCGUUGAUAUCCAUCGGAAAUUUCCCGAUAUCCACGCCCGGAUCUGGCCGGCCCGGUUCACAGAUAUGGAAGAGGUGGACGAGACUACAAAAGAAUAUCAAGGUUGCUAUUUGAUUGGUCUGACUAGGGAAAGUACGCCAGGGGCAACCCAGUUAAGCGAUGCCGACCGACAAUCGGCCCAGAUCUCCCUCUUGGCUGUGCUGAAUACCUUUGCCGAGCAAAUCCGUGAAGACGAGAACUACUUUGAUAGUUCCUCCAGCUGGGUUGACGUCAGCCUAGUUCAGCCAUCUGCACUCAGCGGUCUUCGAGUCGAUAGUUCCAACUGGGGAAAUGCGGCUUACGAUGAAGACUCAUUCGAUGAUGAUGAAGAUGAGAUUGAUCUGGAGGAUGAAGAGAAUGAAGAGCUAACGCAGCCACGCCAACGGACCAUGCCUAUCCGUGGCGCGAAGGCCGUCGCGAUUCCCGAAGGGACAAAGCUACGGUCUGCUAGUGAUGUUCUAAACCGACUUCGCUGGGAUGCGGAAUUUGAUAUUGAAGAUUACAUUGUCGGCUAUGACGAUCGCUUCCUUGGGGAGAGGGAAAUGCCGGUAGGGCAAUGGAAGGCAGAUCUGACCGAUGAAGCGUUUAUCCCCAUGCAUCGGAUUCUGUACUUCAAGAGGAAGAGUGAUGGAGUGAAGGUUUGGGAUCGAGAGACGAGGACCGAUCUACUGUUCGGUAGUGGUGUAUCGAGCCAGGUGCAGGAAUGAAUAAACAGUUAUAUGGUAUACUGUCGGACCGCUCUAUUCGAGGGGUGCUAAAAGUUAUAUCGUAUAGUGAUC